Molecule: messenger RNA, 1126 nt
Organism: Dichomitus squalens LYAD-421 SS1
Lineage: Eukaryota; Fungi; Basidiomycota; Agaricomycetes; Polyporales; Polyporaceae
Exons: 4
Coding region: 40-990 (316 amino acids)
Source: RefSeq, a predicted model, not a curated record
GCAAGCUGUCUCCGCCGGUCAACCUGCUUUUCGCUCUCCAUGUCGCUGCGAACGGCCUUGACCGCGACCGCCCGACUUCACCGCAUGGCAAGGCAGGAGUGCCGACCAGAUGUUUUCACGCGGAAUGUCUCUUCACGCGUCCCUCUUGGCAAACCAUCCGUCUCGGAAUCAGAACAUGCUCUCCCUUCUUCAGCUUCUUCUCCGCCCUCCAUACUCAGGGCGACAGGCUCCUCUCUACCAGGCUCACUACCCCCGGAGGAAGAAGGACCAGGAGAACUGUCUGAUCAAGAGUGGGAGAUUCGUACAGGACGUGCGAUCUACAUCCUUCAGCAGACUCUCCCUACUUUUUUCUCCACAGGCCUCAUCUCAUCAGUAGACACCUCCGGAGGGAACGAGAAAGGAGACAAGAGCGACGAGAUAUCCAUUUACAGCCCCAACGUCAGGCUAGAGUACCGACCACCCGUACCUUUUCCACCCCCUUUUCCCAGGACGUUGCACGUCGAAGGACUUCCCCUUUACAUGGGCUCGUCGGUGUUCGUCAGACAUACCCUGAGUGCACUAUACACCGAUCUUCGCGUGGAGCUUCAGCGGGUACGGGUGCACGGCCCUCGAUCUUCGUCAGGCCCACCUCUAGACAGCAGCGCAAAUCCGAACGCACCGGGAGACAUACACCGAUCGCAACAGAGCAAAACGCGCAGCAACCGCGAGAAGAGCCUUUUUGUAGGCCUUAUGGUCCAUGGCAUCAAUCGCGUUAGCAAAGCCGAAGGCGGUUGGCAAGUGAACUCAACAUAUACGUUCUCUCCCAUCACUGGCCUCAUACAUCUGCACGUUAUUGACUCUAUCCAUCCUGCCCCACAUCAAGCGUUCUUUAGUGCGCUUCAGGCUGCUCUGAGCAAAAUCGGUCUCGGUAGUACGCGAGAUGCAGGCGAAAGCGGAAUGGCUAGAGCACAACCAUUAUCGCAACCGCAACCUUCACGCUCAGAGAUAUGACCUCUAUAACCUGUUUAACUCGGCAAUCCGACAGAGUGUACGCUCAAAUGUCCCAGCUUACUUUAUCUCGCGCAUGCCCGCAGUAUAUAUAAUGUAGCCCACCACUCUACUUCACAAAUGACAGCACGCUUCGAAU